Ceutorhynchus assimilis (cabbage seed weevil) is the source of this 16817-nucleotide messenger RNA. The record is from the annotation of a GenBank genome assembly. NCBI's taxonomy places the organism in Eukaryota, Metazoa, Arthropoda, Insecta, Coleoptera, Curculionidae.
CCGAGAGUUUUCCGCGUUAACACAACUCUGAAACGUCGAUAAAUUAAUUUUCUUUUGAUGAUUUUUCAUUUUCGAAACUUCAUUUAUCAGUUAUUUGCUUUCAAAACUAAAAUAGCGUUUAAUUUAUAUUUUGCUUAACAUAGAGACUUUGCAGUAUACCUAUAUAAUCAGAACCAUAUAGCUAGUAGUAUAGGUCAUAUUUAGAAUGGGAGCCAAAGGAAGUGUGGAAGCAGCAAAAAUCAAUGCACAAAAUUGGAAUGAUCUUGAGCACAAACAUCCAAAACAGUUUUCCACCCAUCACCAACGAUCCCAGUCGCUGAACAGGAACGUGCGCAGCACCCAGUGGAACAGCAAUCGAAGCAACGACUUCGGAGGAGGUGAUAUGUGGUGACAUCAACGGUGCCAGUGCCCAGCAGGAACGUUGCAGGGGAUGGGCAACAAAUUGAGCUGCUCAUGUGCACCACUUAUUAGAAAGGCAUACAGGUAUGACGAUUCACCAUGGCAAACGUCCAGAAGACGAGAUGGACAUCUACUUCGUCUCUGGGCAGAGGUUUUCCACGUAUCAGCCAGCGGCGGUGGACAAUUCAAAUGGCAACAAGUGAGCGAGGACUUGGUGCCAGUCAACAUAACUUGUAUCCAGGAUUCGCCAGAGUGUGUUUUUCACAUUACGGCCUACAAUUCGCAGGUCGAUAAAAUUCUCGAUGUUCGAUUAGUGCAACCUGGUACAAGAAUAGGUCAAGCUUCCGAAUGUUUCGUUUAUUGGAAAGAUCCUAUGACAAAUGACACGUGGGGUCUUAACUUUACUUCACCUAUCGAUGCUAAACAAUUUAGAGAAUGCUGUUCUCCAUCGUUCAAAUUUUCCCGAAAGGCUUCGUCUUCUUACUCACUCAAGCUCGAUCCUCCGAGCAAGCAGAAAUUCAAACAAAAACGAAAACCUCUGAGCACUCCAGCAUCGCCUUCGAGAGGUUCGAGAGAACCACAAUGCACCUGCAUGACUGCAGAGCAGUAUGCCAGGUUGAGAGCCCAGGAUCCUCGAUAUCGAGGAUCCUCAACGCUUCCUCGAGCCACUCGAAUGCCAGAAACUGAAGGAAAAAUAGAGAAAAUAGCUGCUGCUACUUCGUCUACGAGUCUUUAUGAUAACAUUGGGGCAACACAAACAUCUUCAUUGCCAGGUAUUAAAAUCAACCAAAGAGAAGGGAGCCAAACGAAACAGACUCGAGAUAGGGGUGUGCAGCCCCAAUCCGAUACAAGCACAAUGACAUCAAAUAGCUCAACUUGUCCUAAGACUGUAACCGCCUCUGUCGGGACGGAAAAUAAUGUUGAAACACAGGUAAACCACCAGACUGAAUCUCAAUCACAAACCACCGACCAACAACAACAAUCUGAAAGUACCCAAGCGGGAGGCGAAACAAUAUCAACAUCAACCAAAACAGCAAGUGCUUCUACGAAAAAAGAACAUCACAUAUUGAGCAAUGCCAAAUCUGUGGACUAUUCGGAUAUGGAAAUGAGCCGAGAUCCAGAAUUCCGAAGCGGACACAUGCAUAAUAAUGUUAGUAAUAAUUUGCAGUCAAGAAGGAACAAGUCAAAGAGUUCUGAAGAUAUGAAUAGAGAAAAUGGUAUGAGUUUGGACAGUAACACCCUAAAACGUAUGCUUAAACCAAUGCCAAGUCAAGAGAGCCCCGUCACCUCUCCAGAAAUGGGUAGGAAACGGUAUCACUAUUACAACCAUCACCAACCACGACACAUAAAUAACAACAAUAACAACCGUUAUUCGGAACCUGAUCCCAACAUGAACGCCCGAUCAUCUUUAGGGCCGAAUUCUAGAUUUUCCAGUUCACGAUCUUCUCACGAGAUUGGUAGAGGUUAUCCUGGUAGAGGGUUGUACUUGGAACUCGAACGUGGAGCGGCAGGAGAUUUUUCGCCACCUUCUGAUAAUGUCAUCUUUGAUAAUCAAUGUUAUGCUACCACGCCGAGUUCUAGUAAUGGGAAUUCGGACAUGGAGCAAACUCAGCAUUUCGGAAGACGGCGACUUCACCGACAGAAUUCCAGUAUUAACUCUACACCAGGUUCCCCAACAAGCCGACUACUUCUAGAAUACGAAAUGCACCUGAGAAAUACGUUGGCCAAAGGUAUGGAUGCGGAAAGUUACAGUUUGCACACGUUUGAAGCUUUACUUACACAGAGCAUGGAAAAUUUGGAAUUUGCAGAAAGUCUUCCAGGAUCGAAUCAAAGGAGUCCAUAUGCCAGAAAACGCCCAUCUUCUAGUGCUUCAAUGAAAUCCACAACUCUUCCAUUCAAUCAGCGAUUAGGCUUAAGGGAACGCGAUAGAGAAAGAGACGGUUACUACAGCGACCGUAACGAGUUAUUGCGAGAAAGAGAAAAAGAUCGUGAAAGAGACCGGGGAUAUUUGAGUGACCACAAUGCAAAUUCUCGAUGUGCGUCGUGUAUAGGCGAAUCGAGCCGAGCUCAAUGGUUCAGGCAUUCAGACGGAUGGAGGUCUGGAAGCUCAACUUUUAGCUCAGCUCAAGGACCCAAUACGACCGGACACAGAAGAGCUCCGUGGGACUCUUUACCAUCUUUACGUCAGGAGAGUAGCAUGAACGAUAGCGGUUAUAAAAGUAAUCCUGGAGACAGCUUCGAUCAAAGGGGAAUAUUCGAUAGACAAGACAGUUUAAGAUCUGAUUAUAUGAGCGACCGAGAAUCUUGCCGUUACGGUAUCGUUCAGCAAGCUUCAGUUGAAAGUGCCGACUCCCGACUGUGCUAUUUGACUUCAUCUGAGAUCUCGGACGAUGAUCGAAUGUCAUUGACGACUGCAGUGUCCGAUGAAGAUGAAGGGGAAAGUGUUAUGAAUUCUCCGUACAAGGCCAAACAAACUGGCACUGCAGCUGCCUCAUUCAAUUGUACUGGAGCUGUAAGAAAAGCCGGGUUCCUUAGUGUCAAAAAAUGGCUGCUACGAAAAAAGCACCAGAUCGAACUGGCCCGUAAACGCGGCUGGAAAGGUUACUGGGUCUGCCUGAAAGGCACCACGCUAUUGUUCUAUCCGUGCGAAUCCAGAGAAGGCCGCAGCGUGGAAGCGGCACCGAAACAUUUAAUCAUCGUGGACGGCGCGAUAAUGCAACCAAUUCCAGAACAUCCGAAACGCGAUUUCAUUUUUUGUUUGAGCACGGCUUUCGGAGAUGCGUAUCUUUUUCAAGCUCCUUGUCAGGUUGAACUAGAAAACUGGGUAAACAGUAUUCACAGCGCUUGCGCUGCAGCGUUUGCAAGACACCGAGGCAAAACUGGAACUUUGCACUUGCUCCAAGAAGAAAUUUACAGAUUAGAAAAAGCGAUUGAAACUGACUACAAACUGAAGCAUAUGGCCGAAAUGCAGCAAACAGUAGUCGUGGAAAUGGACGCUAGACAACAACUGUGCAAUCAAGUGAUGCAAUGGGAAGAAAACCUGGAACGACUGCAUUGCGAACAAUUCAGAUUGAGAUGCUACAUGGCCAGUCUUCAAAGUGGAGAACUUCCAAACCCUAAAUCUUUAUUAACCCACGUAUCAAGAGCAACGAAAAACACUUUAAACAAAUUGGGAGUGUUUACCGUGUCUUCUUUCCAUGCGUUUAUUUGUGCCAGGAGCCCUUCGCUUCUAAACAAUCUACUUGCAGGAAGAGGGGCGACGAAAAGACGACCGCCAUUGUUAUCCAGGUCGAAUAGCGGGUCAAGUAGGAGAUCUUUACAGAUAAACUCUCGAGAAGAAUCGGAAAAAACGAUAAAAGUAUCGUUGCCGGAUCAAGUGACUACAACUGUGUUCGUACGAGAAACGAUGUCCGUUGAGGAGUUCCUAUCAAGUGCCUGUGCCCGAAAGAACCUCAAUCCUUCGGAACAUUUUAUUCGGGUAAAGAAACGAAAGGACAUGGAAGACCACAAUUAUUUCGUUCCUCAUCGUAGUGAUCUUAUUGAAACAUAUUUGCACACGCACGAAAUAGUAGAAGUAUGUGCCAAAAUACUCUAUCAAGUAGAACUAUCCAGAAGCACUUUGGAACAAAUGUGGGGCUUCAGCGUCGAAGCUGAACUAGUCGAAAACGCCGACAGACAAGACGAAUUGUGUUGCUACGUGAGCCGCGUCGAAGAUAAAAGCGUCGCAAUGCAAAAUGGCAUAAUAAAAAGCGACGAAAUAAUGGUAAUAAACGGAUCGAUAGUUUCCGAUUUGGACAUGAUGUAUUUGGAAAGUGUGCUGCAAGAGGAACUGUCGCUCUGUAUGAUGAUGAGGUCUUCCAGGACCGAACCUCCUGAUAUCACUGGAAUGUUGAGAGCCACCGAUGAUAUUAUUGAGAGUUUGGUUUGUCCUCCUCCACCUACAGAACCUCCUGGUAUCAGCGAAGAAAUGAUUUCUGGACUUAUUGUCCCAGCACCAGGUAAAGAUAGAUACUCGACCGAAACAGAUAACCAAACCCUAACGGCAGAUUCUUUGAUGAAAGUGUCUUCGAGAACCAACUCGUUUGAAAUAGAAAAUUUGCUCAAAAGUGCCGAACAGGUUACCGGAUUUUGCCGAUCUCCGGUAGAAACUAGAAAAUGCCCCAACGCCAACAUUAAUUCUCAAGUCAUUAUAACGACACCUUCACGACAACUAUCAGACUCGGAAAAACUCAGAAAAGUUAUUAUGGAACUUGUCGAUACCGAAAAAACUUAUGUUAAGCAUUUGAAUAGUCUCUUGGAAAACUAUUUGGAGCCGUUGAAAAAAGAGACUUUCAUGUCGAAUGCAGAAAUUAACGCCCUUUUUGGCAAUAUCCAGGAAAUCGUUGCGUUUCAAAGGCAAUUUCUAAGAAAUUUGGAAGAGGCGAUAGAUUUGGAACCAGAUUUUCACAAAUUCGAAUAUCCCCAUCAUUUCAAGAAUAUUUUAUUCUCCAUUGGAAGUGCCUUCUUGUAUUAUGUCAAUCAUUUCAAAUUGUACAGCUCAUUUUGUGCUAGUCAUAGUAAGGCUCAGAAAGUGCUACAUCCAAAUGAAGGGAACCAGGCUCUUCAAGAAUUCCUUAUAUCCAGGAACCCGAAACAGCAACAUUCUUGUACCUUAGAAUCAUAUCUGAUUAAACCGAUUCAAAGAAUUUUGAAAUAUCCUUUGUUGUUGCAACAACUUAGGAAUUUGACAGAUCCGAAUACUGAUGAACAUCAACAUUUAGUUGAGGCUCUAAAAGGAAUGGAAAAAGUCGCGGAGCAUAUAAAUGAAAUGCAACGAAUACAUGAAGAAUAUGGAGCAAUUUUUGAUCACUUAUUCAGGCAACAUCAAAAAUCAUGCAAACAGUCAAUAGAUUUAAGUCCUGGAGAUCUUCUAUAUUACGGUGGAGUCGAAUGGCUAAAUAUAUCAGAUUUCCUUGGAAAAAUCAAAAAAGGACUCGAACUACACGCUAUGUGCUUCGUAUUCAAGACUGCUGUGGUAUUUUUGUGUAAGGAACGAUUGCGUCAGAAAAAGAAAAUCAUGGGUGUUACAUCAAGCAAAGCCGCCUCGUCCGAAGUAGAAAUCAUCCGGUACCAAGUCCUAAUUCCAGUAACUGAAGUGCAAGUCCGUGCCUCGUCAGCUAAAGACAUGGAUUCGCAUUUCUUGUGGGAAUUAAUACAUUUGAGAAGUCAAUUACAAAGACGAUCAGAGAAAAUUUAUGUGCUUUCCAACAGUACCGGUGAGUUUAGAAACGCGUUUCUGAAAACAAUACGGCAAAUAAUCAGAGAGUCGGUCAGAAACAUGUCGAUACCAGCUACUAAACCCGGUACCGGACCUGGAAUGCUACUAGUCACUGGACACAAAGGCGACCAUCAUCAUGUCAACAGUCAUAGUCACACUCUCGAAAGACCAAAACAACACGUGAUAAUCCAAGCAGGGUCCCACACUUUGGGCAAACCGAAAAAGCCGAAAUCUCAAAGACAUUCCGCGGGCAACAUUGACUACAGCAAUGCUGACCAGGAAUGCGAGGACAUGUCUGCAAAUUUUCGGAACAGGAGUAAAACUAUUGGAGAUACUGCUGAUGCAAUCCAUGAAAGAAUGAACCAUGAUCGAAACGAUACGGGGAUUAAAUCGGAAGGUGAAGAAGAUUCACAAUGUGGAAAUUCCAAACCUAAAGCUACACUAGGUAGGACACCCAAUCAUCUUACUUUAAGCACCACAUCGACAUUAUCAGCAGGAAGUACCGGAAGCCAAGCGCGUCUGAUCCAAUCUUCACAUCCACCGGAAAAGUUUCAGCCAGUACAACUAGAAGAAUUAGGUUCCCCCAUUUGGAAACCGAGAGAUGAAACUGCAGAUCACGGUUCUUCCACUCUAUCGAGGAAGGGACGCUCGGACCAUCACGUUCUGAGCGCCUCGCGAAAAUCAAUCAUAACUGCAGCGGAAAUGGAUGCACAAGAUCAGCAAUAGAAAGGGCCGAUUAUAAUAUAUUUCUUUUUAUAUUAAAAAAAUUAAAUUAUCUUGUUAACAUGUCACAAAAGAACUUAUAAACGUAUUUUAUAAUUGGAUUUUUUAUUUCCUGGAUAUCACUCAGCUUCUACAGAGAUGUAUGCACCAAUAGAAAGGACCGAUCUUUAUUUCUAAACUUACAUCAACCUUUAAAAAUGCGUUUUUCUAAGGUAAUCAAUGGAGAUUCAAACAUCAAUGUCCAUAUAAGCGAGAGAAGAAUCGUAAUCACAUAACUAAAGAUGCCAUCUAUAAGCUUAAAAUGCAAUAUUUGAUAAUAAAUAUGACCCUUAAAAAGCUUAUACUUACAGCAUUCAGUUCGCUUAAUACCAUCGGCACUCGCAUAACCAUUUUUAAAUAGCCAAGUACCAGAAUAUGUGAAACGUACAUGCAAAAAGUCAACUUACUCAAAACUUGAAACAAAGGAAUCGUUAAAAUUCUAUUGAUUAACCCUAGAAAGAUAUUUUAUGAAUUAAAAUAAAUUUAAUCUCAGUUGUUCCACAAACCUCCAUAACCAUUGUGGCAAGCAUAAACUAUCCAACCAAGCCCCAAACACCAAAAAAGUCUGAUGAAAAUGAAAUAAGUCUGGUACAUUCGAUCGUUUUCAUAAAUCAUUAUUAUUUCAAGUAAUUGAUAAGCUGAUUGCAUUAGAAUCAUAACUACUAGAACCAUAAUCCAGAUGACAAUGUUGUUGCUCUAAAAAUUUUAAAUAAAUAUUCCAAAUUAUAAUUAUACAGGGUGGGGCACGAAAAACUUCCCAACCAGGAUUUCUCAGGUCUUAGGUGAUUAAUAAAAAAUCGCUCAGACACGUAAUUUUUUGUUUUUGGGGGGACAUCUUUUAUUGGUAUUUUCACCCCUUACCUGUCAACCCUUAAGCGGAGGUGACAGGUACCCCCAAAAUUUCAAUAGGAAAGGGGGGUCAAGUGAUACGCCAUUUGAUAGUUAUUUUUAUUAAGAUUAUAUUCCCAAAGUUUCAAGUUGCUACUAUUUACCCUGUCGAAAUAACGGCUCAUCAAAGUUGUGUGUUUUUUACCUCAUAAUAACAUAACAGAUUUAAGAGAGCCGCGCAAAAGAAAAGAAUGUUCGAAAACUGUCAAAAAGAAGUUUUACUAGCAACAGCAGUGGUUACGAGUUACUCAGCAACAGGCGUGCCUCAGUUACUGAGAGUCCUAAUCGAUCAAGGAUCGCAGUCCUUCUUCAUAACCGAAGAAGCCGCUCAACUACUAGCCUGCCCUAGGCAAAAGAUAAGAGCUGAAAUAUCAGGACUAGGAAACAAAGAUCCCACUAUCUCAAAAUGUAGAAUAGAUGUUCAACUGAAGCCAAGAUUUCCAAGUCAAUAUUCCCUAGAUGUGCAACUUUUCGUGCUCCCGAGAAUAAAAAAGGCACUACCAGCAUAUGCUACCAGCCCAGUCACUGCCAGAACCUGACAGUAACCUACAGUAACGAUUGGAAAAACGAAAUGUUAGCAGAUCCGACUUUCAACAAGCCAGGGCCGAUAGACAUACUUCUCGGGGCCGAAGAGUACGGAAAAAUAUUACUGGAAGGCCUUAAGAAAAACAUCAAUGGACUGAUAGGACAGAAUACAGAAUUUGGAUGGAUGCUAUCAGGACAAAUGAUAGUAAGCAAAUCAGCAAACUUGAAAGUAGCUAGUAUGGUAACUCGCAUUAAAAAAGACGAGCAGCUAGCAAAGUUUUGGGAAAUCGAAGAAGUGGCUAUCGAUCAACAUUUCAGACCAGAAGAUCAAGCAUGUGAGAAAUUUUAUGCUGAAACUACGACAAGAAACAUGGACGGAUCAUACACUGUCAAAAUACCGUUCAAAGAAUCAACUCCAGAGUUAGGCCAAUCAAAACCAAGAGCUGUGGCAAGGCUACAACAGCUCGAGAAAAAAUUCGCCAAGGUUAAAGACCUGCAUCAACAAUAUGUAUCCUUCAUGGAAGAAUAUUUGAAACUUGGCCACAUGCGAAAAGUACCAUACCACGGACUAAGUCAAGGCAAAUAUUAUAUACCGCAUCAAGCCGUAAUUCGAGAAGAGAGCACGUCGUCUAGACUACGGGUAGUGUAUGACGCAUCAAGCAAAAGAAACACAAACGUGAGCUUGAAUGAUACGAUGUUCGUCGGCCCUCGCGCAAAUAAUUCUAAGGUGGCGCAUCGAAUUGCAUUUUCUGCCGACGUUGAAAAAAUGUACCGGCAAAUUAAAUUAGACAAAGAUGGCCUGCCAUACCAGAGAAUAGUAUGGCGCUUUAAGCCAUCACAACCAAUCCAAGAAUAUGAGCUAACCACUGUAACGUAUGGAACCGCUUCGGCACCAUUCCUAGCCAUUAGGACUCUUCAGCAAUUAGCCAAAGACGAAGAAGAAAACUACAAAAAAGCAUCACAAGUCGCCUUGAGAGACUUUUAUGUAGAUGAUGUACUCGGGAGCAAAUAAUUUAGAGGAAGCACAAGAACUCCAAAAAUCAUUAGUUGGCCUGCUGCGAGCAGGUGGCUUCUCUCUAAGGAAGUGGUCUAGCAACUCAGCUGCACUCGUGGAACAAGUUCCAGAAAACUUAAGGGAGAAAUCAAACUUGCUAUUGGGAGAAGAAACAAAAAAAUCAUUGGGAAUCCUUUGGGCCCCAUCAGAGGAUGUGUUCAUAUUCAGAGCAAAAAUCGACAAUACGUCAGAAGUAACUAAAAGGCACAUUCUCUCCGAAAUUGCAAAAAUCUUUAAUCCACUUGGAUGGCUAGCCCCAUUUUCCAUCAAAGUCAAAAUGAUGCUACAAGAUCUUUAGCUGCAAUAACUUGCGUGGGAUGAAAGAAUCAGCGUUGAGACGUUGGAACGCUGGUCGCAAUUCAAAGAAGACCUCAAAAACAUAAAUGAGAUAAAAAUCCCGAGGUGGUCAUACUUCAAUGGAGCACAAAUGAAGCUUCUAGGAUUCUGCGACGCCUCAGAGAAAGCAUAUGGAGACGUAAUUUACAGCAGAACCAUGAUGUCGGGAAAACCGUACAUAACGUUGCUACAGGCAAAAUCUAAAGUAGCUCCUGCAAGGAACAAGACUACCCUGCCAAGAUUGGAGCCGUAACGAUUCUUGCCUGGACAGACUCCAUGAUAACCAUCGGAUGGAUAAGAGGAGACCCACUUCGAUGGAAAACAUUUGUGGCUAACAGAGUUUGUGAAAUACGCAGGUCAAUACCGUCCGAAUGCUGGAACCAAGUGAAAUCAGCCGACAAUCCGGCAGAUGUCAUAUCACGUGGAACCGAAUUAAAAAUCCUGAAAAAUCUAUCCAUAUGGUGGAAUGGUCCAGCUUGGAUAAAGGAUAAAAAUCAGUGGCCAAAGACAGACAUUGUACUAGAAAUUCAACAAGAAGUAAAACAAUGUCACCAUGCCAAUGUUAAUAUACUUAAAGAAGAAUGGACCCGAUUCUCGAACCUGUCACGAAUGAUGAGAGUACUCUCCUUUUGCCGAAGGUUUAUAAAAGGAUCUCCAAAGGAAAACAAUUAAGUGCCUGAAGAAAUGUCCACGACCCUACAGACGAUAAUCCGAUGUGUUCAGAAACAAAAACUAUCAUCCGAAUAUCAAGCACUAUAGCAGAAAAAAAGGGAUUGAAUAACAAAAGUAAGAUACUAAAUCUAAAUCCGUUUCUGGAUCAAAAUGGCUUGAUACGAGUUGGUGGAAGACUUGAGAAUUCAACAGUGCCGUUCAAUCAAAAGCAUCCAAUAAUAAUUCGGAGACACACGCAUUUGACAGAGCUACUGAUAAAAAACGCACAUGAAAGAACAUUACAUGGAGGAAAUCAGAUAACAAUAGCUUAUUUGAGACGAAAAUAUUGGAUCAUCAAUGGAAAAAAGGCGACAAAAUCAGUAAUCAAUCAGUGCGUUAGGUGCGUUCAUUACAAAAAAGAAACCGCACAGCAACAAAUGGGAGAGCUUCCAACUCUAAGAGUGACAUCUUCACCUCCGUUUAGCCACACUGGAAUCGACUACGCAGACCCUAUUCAGAUUCGGUCAUCUAAAGGCAGAGGACACAAAUCGUACAAGGGCUACAUAGCAGUCUUUGUAUGCCUUGCCACAAAAGCAAUACACCUUGAAGUGGUAAGUGAUAUGUCUUCGGAAACGUUCUUGGCAGCGUUUCGACGAUUCACCGCUCGAAGAGAACGAUGCUCACACAUAUACAGCUACAAUGGGACAACAUUCGUCGGCGCUGCCCGACAGUUAGAAAGUGAAGUCAAGGAAGUGAUAGAAAAAUCACAAGUCAUGGACGUAAGCAGGGACACAAUGGCACUUCAUCCCUCCAACAGCACCUCACUUCGGAGGAAUAUGGGAGGCGGGUGUAAAAUCAAUGAAACAUCAUCUGAAACGAGUGAUUGGCGAAACCACUCUGACUUAUGAAGAAUUAACAACGCUCAUGCAUGAGAUCGAAGCCUGCCUAAAUUCGAGACCCAUGCCCACUUGGUGAUGACGUCGAUGAUUCGAUGGUACUCACUCCCGGACACUUUCUAAGACCGAUAAUAUCACCACCAGACCCGAUAAGCACGGAAAUUAAUCCUAGCCAUUCCCAUAGAUGGAAGUUGGUGCAAAAAUGAAGAGAGACUUCUGGAAGGCUUGGUCAACAGAGUACCUGAGCAGACUACAGGUACAAGUGGAACACGGUACAGGAUAAUCUGAAAGUCGGAACAAUCGUCAUCAUAAAAGAAGACUUCAUAAAUCCAGCCCAAUGGCCGCUAGGAAGAAAAAUAGAAGUUCAUCCUGGCAAAGAUGACCUAAUCCGAGUUGUCACAUUGAGAAAAGGCAACACAACAAUAAAACGGGCCAUAACCAGCUUGAUUCCAUUACCAGAAGAAAAAACAAACGAACCAACACAGGCAAUACCAGAAGCCAAUGAAAAAGCCGUAAGAGAAAAUAACGGUAUAAAUAGAAGCACGACCAAAGUUUGUCAAUUCCUCCUACUAGCAAUGUUCAUCAUAUGGACACCGACCAGUGAAGCAAACUACACGAUUCAUCAUCCGCAAAAAGGCAUAUAUGUGGAGCAUAUAGGAGUAGCAAGGAUAAACAGAGGGAUGUUCCGACUACAAAUAAAUAUAGACAAGAAAUGAAUCAACAAAGAUGUAGAAAAUGCUUCAAGAAUCAUCGAAGAAUUCCAGCAGCUGUGCAAAAAGACAAAGGUCCUAUCCCAGGAGACCCAGUGCGAACUAUUGUCCAAGCACUUAAGUAGUACAGCAACAGGGGUAUGACUACAAAAAUCCGAACAUAACCUCAAUCUUUCAUUCUUGACACGUGGUGGAUGCGCCGCCGUUGACACGAAGGUGGAUGCAUCGUCGGCGCCAUCUUGUCAAACGUCAUGGCGCCAUCUAGCGUACAUAGUGUGAAGCUCGUAAUACAGGAUGCUGUAGUUGGGACCCGUAGGGCUCCGCCCCCCAAAAGGGGGCCCACAGGGCUGCGCCCCCCGAAAAGGGGCUCCCCGGAUUUUAUCAUGGGUGCCAGAAAAAGGGGUGGGGGGAAACGUUUUCCCGCCAUCUUGUCAACCGUCAUCUGUCAAACGUCAUCUGUCAAACGUCACCUGUCAAACGUCACCUGUCAAACAUCACCUGUCAAACGUCACCUGUCAAACGUCACCUGUCAAACGUCAUCUGUCACCUAUGAUGACGUCAUACCGGGUUAUUGAGGUGAAUUCUUGCAAUUACAGGUUCCUGUAAUAUGGAGUUUGCGUGGAAGGGAUUGUUCCGAGUCGUUUCGAAAUCGCUACGUAUAUUAAAUUAUGGUUCUGUGAUGACGUCAUAGCGACCUGGGUCACGUCCGUGGAGUCAUUUAGAGUACAUAGUGCAAAGUUUGAUUCAGGGUUCGGGUUCUGUGAUGACGUCAUAGCGACCUGGGUCACGUCCGUGGAGUCAUUUAGAGUACAUAGUGCAAAGUUUGAUUCAGGGUUCGCGUUCUGUGAUGACGUCAUAGCGACCUGGGUCACGUCCGUGGCGCCAUUUAGAGUACAUAGUGCAAAGUUCGGGUUCUGUGAUGACGUCAUAGCGACCUGGGUCACGUCCGUGGCACCAUCUAGCGUACAUGUGUCAAGUUCGAUGUGUCUUAUAACAGGAUGCUGUGGUGGUGACGUAACUAUGAGGGUCCAGCAGCUAGCUUCAUGUUGUACCUGGUAGAGGGUGUUCGAGCUCAAGGAUGAUACACACCUACAGGAUUGCUUAUUGACCUCGUGUGUUACCAUUUACGACGCCAUAACUAAGCCAUCAGCUGUUUAAACAACCUACGUCAAGGCGAGAAAUAACAUGCUGCUUACGUCACAACUGGUGAUUUAACGUUGGGGAGAGAGUGGAUUUGUUCCACACAGGCCUUAUGAGGAUAGGCUAUCCUGUAGUAGUAGUGUGUAUUAUCCUUGGUUGGAACCAACAUUUGAUGGGGAAGGGGCCUCGUUUUUUUUUUUUUAUUAAAAACAUACAUUUUUUAAGACAACGAUUUCAAAAAGCGAAUAUUUUCCAUCAAUAAACUGCUUAAUGAUCCAAUCAUUUUGGUGGUACGUCUUGGGAGAAACACUGCGUUGUCGUCAAAUUCAACGAGUAUUUCAAAUCCAUAGCUAAAAAUAUGCCACAAUUGUAUCGAUUACCUAAGUAUAUAAGAUAUUUACUUACUAGGUUAAAAUAAUAAUUGUUGCUCAAUAAUUUUAUAAUCCUCACUGUGACGAGAAAGAAUACAACACUGUGGGCACCCCUUUUAAUUCGAACUUCGCUUGACAUCUGUUGAUCUACCUUAAUUUGUAUAGUUUACUGGUUCCAGUAAAGAUUUGCAAUUAUUUUGAGGUCUGUAUCGUAGAAAAUAUUGGGUACACUCACUUUCUACGAGGACUUAUAAUUUUCUCAGCGUUUUUGAUCCUUUGUUAUAAAAAGACAGGUCUUGUUGAUUGAUUUCAAAUCCAUAUCUAAAAUAUUCAUAAUUGUAUCGAUAUUAGUAGGUAUAUAAGAUAUUCACUUACUUGGUUAAAAUGAUAAUUGUUGUGCAAUAAUUUUAUAGUUCACCGAGUUUCAAACAAGACUAAAAGAGCUUAGUUAUUAUAAAAUCCGAUUUAAACUUUGAAGUAAUCACAUACAAAAAACGCUGCCAAAAUAUUGGGAAUUUCACUUUCUAUGAGGCUUCAGGUCUUGUAAUUUUCUCAGUGUUUUUAAUCCUUUGCUAUAAAAAACAGGUCUUGUUGUUGAUUGAUAUUAGUAUAUAAGAUAUUUACUUACUUGGUUAAAAUGAUAAUUGUUGUGCAAUAAUUUUAUAUUUUUCACUGGUGACGAGUUUGAGCAAACUGAAAGAAGCUUGUUAUUAUAAAAUCCGAUUUAAACUUUGAUAUCACAUACAAAAGCACCGUCAAAUGUAAACGCUUAUUCGGCAGUUUUUUUAUCUGAAUUAUAUCAGGACCGUUCGCAGAAAUCGCCCGAGAAAAACAACAACACAUUUUAAAGAUAAUUUUUUAGUUUAAGGCGUAAUUAUUAAGUUAGAUAUUUGAUAUGUCCAUUUUUAUUUUAAAAAAGGUGACAAAUUCAAUCGAUUUAUCAAAAUUUAAAAGAAUAGAUUUAAAUUAGCAUCGUUGACAUUUUAUGAGCCAAUAACCCUAUGCAAUACAAAAUUUAAGUGGAUACAUUGUUACCUGUAAAAGAUGAGGAUUCAAUUUUUAUUCUUUGUACAAAAAACGCAGCAUCCAGUACCAGUACUUUGAACCUGGAUUUUCAAAGUUUAGUUUCUUGUGCGAUAAGUGUCGGUUUCGAAAAACUGUAAGUACUAUUUUUUAAUAUCUAAGUGAUGUAGGAUAAAUCAUGCCCUGAGACAUAUUUUAAAUUAACACAAACCUCGAUUAUUGAAUUAUUUUUAUUUUCCUUAACACAUAAACAUAUUGUUUGUUUUUUAAAAAUACAGACAACCCUGAGUACCUAUUUUUUAAUUUAAUUCCAAUAGUUUUUUUCGGAGCAACUUGAAUUUACUUUUACACUUACAUUUGCACAAAACUCAAAUUUCUUUUUCUAAAAUUUAGGUAGGUUCUUUAACCAAUUUAAACUGGUUUUAUUUUUUCAUUUAUUUUAAAACAAACCUCCAUAAACAGCGAAUUUUUAAUUUUAUGUACAAAAUCGUUCACCAGGAAGGAGAUAACCUGAAACGUCAUGGGAUUGCUAAUCAUCUUCCAAGAUCUGUAACCAGUGUGGUGGGAUUUUUAAAGCAGAGGGGGCUAUCCAACACCAUCAAAACACCCAGCUCCAAGAGAGCCUCCAAACGAAAGGCUGGAGAUCCCACCGCCCCCAUGAUGAAGCAAGCUAGACUUUUGCUGGUAAGUUGACAUUAAUCGCAUUUUUUAAAUCUAAUUUAAUUAUUUUCAGGACCUUCAAUAUCAGCCACAUGCCGGUGGUGUGAGGAUUGCGACUUGGAGGCACCGAUAAAUCAAUGGGUUGGUCAUCUUCGGUGUCUCUAGCACCGAGCCAACACCUGGUGAAGCAGGAGGAAGACGUUAGUCUUGUCAAAACAUCUUUCAAGAACCGAAUUGAAACAUAGCGGCUUUCAUCAAAGCAGGACCCUAUCAGCGUGAAGCACGUUUUGAAAUUAGCUGUGGCAUACCUAUCCAGUAUUAGGACGGACGGAGGACACAAUUACCAGGAUAGCAGAAAAUGCGUAUGCGAAAAAAAUAAUUUAGAGCAAACAGUUGAAUAGCGCAAGGAUAUGAGAAAACUAACUUCGCACAUUCUUGAGCAACCGACCCACCGAAUUCAGCAAACAUGCGUACACGUACACGAGAAGAAGGGGUUUUAGAACUGGUUUUUCCUUUAACAAAUCACGGUAACUAUGGAAUAACAUAAUAGAGGACUAAAAUAUGACACAAGUAGCCUAUAAGGGGCCCCAAUAGCCUCAGUAAAGUGCUAGAAAGAUACCGGUUGCCACUACCACCCCCUGCUCAGAAAAAAAAAAAAAAUUGGUCAUUUGGGUUUUCAGGCAUCCUGAACAAAAAGUUCACAGAAUUCCAGGAAAAAGAAAGCGGUGUGUAUCAUUUCAAUUGCAGUGUUAUAUACUAAACAAUAUCUCUUACAGGCUGGACGCUCCAACAACUUUAAGCUCUAAAUAUAAGUAUCAAUAGGAUCAUAACCCUCUAAAAGCCUAUUCAUAUCUGCCAGUACCAGGAUAACCUGUAACGUCAUGGGAGUUGCCGCACAUCUGCAAUCAAUGUGGUGGAAUUUUCAAAUCAUUUCAUCCACAAAUAACAUGGGUUGAGGAAAAAAGUAUGCGGAAAUUUGGGAUCUGUUUCUAUUUAAAUACUCAAUAUCUAUUGAAAAAAAAAAAAAAUAUUCAAGGGUGACGAUAAAGACGUAUUUCAUUUUUAUGAUUAUGAAUAUUGAUACAAUUUAGAUGGUAGUCGCACUCACAGUCCUAUUAACCAUAUUGGCAAUGAUUGUUGAGAAUAAAAAUAAGCUUUAGUAUAAACUAUGUUUUAUUCUCCUGAGAAUGACAGAGAUGAAGCCACCAUUGAUCUCUGUAUACCAUCAACCCACAGUCAAAUAGCGCCAGCACACACUUAACAUAAUAUCAUACAACUUUUAUUUAUGUUCCAAAAUUGUAUCAAGAUUAUUUCCAUUUCAAUAAUUUUUGAAAAGAAACUUCUUAAGCGGCUUUCUGCUAUUUGGACGACAAUGGAGAGUGAUUUGAAAAACGCGUCACGGGCAAAUUUCGUUACUCGAGAGAGAAGAAAGAUGUAACGUAAAGGAACAGAGAAAGACAGCUAUUGAUUGACACAAACCAAGGAUUAUAAGCGUCGAGAGGAGUGUCCAUUAUUGACAAGCGCCGAUAUUGACACAAACCAAGGAUUAUAAGCGUAAGGAGGAUUGCCUAUUAUUGACAAGCGGUAUUGGAAACAUAAAAUCAUUUCUGGCGAAUUUCGAGGUUUUCCUGAUAUCUCUGGACAGCACUCGGAAUUUUUGAAAUAUCAAAGCAGCAUAAUAAUGAGCACAAAGUUGCACUAUACUUUCUUCUGAUUCAACCGACGUCGGGUCUCUUUCCGUAGGAUUCCAAUACAGGAUUCGAAUAGGAUUCAAAAUAGCUAGUAUUCGAAUGCUACCCAAGUCUCCCAAAGUACCAAGUGUUAUCACAGGAGUCUAUUCGAAACAUGCCGCAUUAGUAAUAAUUAUCAAACUUCAAACUUGUAUAACAGGAGACUUUCUCAUUGAAAUGAAGCAUUACGUUGAUAGACUUGAUACUGUUUACAAUGCCAAUCCCCAUUAAGUAUACAUGCCCCAGAUGUAAGGGUGAAACUGAUAUACCCAAUCGACUUUGUUUGCCUUGCGAGUUUUCACAAUUUGUUGAACAAAAAAGGAUACCAUCCCAUUAUUUUGCACAACUCGAACGUAGAACCUAAAUUAUGAAGUUGUACUAGUAAAUUUUCUAUUAAAUAAAACUUUUGUUAUUA